This is a messenger RNA of Olea europaea var. sylvestris, 1686 nucleotides long. RefSeq names its product protein root UVB sensitive 3-like. The transcript is spliced from 14 exons. Bases 67 to 1386 code for a protein of 439 amino acids. The record is from RefSeq and is a predicted model, not a curated record. Lineage: Eukaryota; Viridiplantae; Streptophyta; Magnoliopsida; Lamiales; Oleaceae.
CAAAAACGUUGGUGUCAACGCUCUUCUGCAUAACAGUUUCAGAGAGCUAAAAUAAAAUCUACAUAAAUGGCAGAAGAAAACAUUAAAAAGCAUCUCUCGCCGGAAUAUACUGUAAUCGAGGAGUGGAACGGAACGGCGUUAUCGGAGCUCACAAAAACCGCCACCAUCACAAUCACUCGAGAUUCCGUUAAAAAAUCAGCCAGCCGAUUCAACCAUUUUUCUCGGCGAUUUCUCGACGCUUUUGUUCCCGAGGGGUUUCCGAGCAGUGUGACUCCAGAUUAUAUCCCUUUUCAAAUAUGGGACUUGUUGCAGGGCCUUUCAACAUAUGUGCGAACAAUGCUCUCCACCCAGGCUCUUUUAAGUGCUAUUGGAGUAGGUGAAAAAUCUGCUACUGUUAUUGGGGCUACAUUUCAGUGGUUUCUGAGAGAUUUAACUGGAAUGCUUGGAGGUGUCUUAUUUACAUUUUACCAGGGGGCAAACCUGGAUAGCAAUGCCAAAAUGUGGCGUCUUGUUGCUGAUCUUAUGAAUGAUAUUGGAAUGUUAAUGGACCUUGUUUCGCCUUUGUUCCCUUCAGCAUUCCUGUUCAUCGUUUGCUUAGGGAGUUUAUCACGAUCAUUCACUGGUGUUGCUAGUGGAGCCACUAGAGCCGCUUUAACGCAGCAUUUUGCCCUACAGGAUAAUGCAGCAGAUAUAUCUGCAAAGGAAGGAAGCCAAGAGACAGUUGCAACAAUGCUUGGGAUGGCUAUUGGGAUGUUCCUUGCUCACAUUACUCUGGGGCACUCACUUGCCAUUUGGUUUUGUUUUCUGUCCCUCACCAUAUUUCAUAUGUAUGCAAAUUACAAGGCUGUUCGUUGCCUUUCCCUUACUACAUUAAAUUGUGAAAGAAGUUCUAUUCUUUUGUUACAUUUUAUGGAGACUGGUCAAGUUCUCACCCCAAAACAGGUCUCAACCAUGGAGCAUGUUUUACCGCUGUGGAUGACUUCAUGGAGCACAAAUAGAGUUAAAGUUUUGUACCAGCAGAUACGCAUAGGUAUCCAGAUUUCUUCGAUCAACUGUCAGGAAAUGUUGGACCUAUCUCACCUGGCUGGUUCCUAUUACAAUACAGCAAAGUACAUACUACUUGAGAAAAAGGGAAUAAUCAGCAUUGUUAUGCACAAAGACUCAGCAGCAGCAGACGUCUUACAGGCUUUCAUGCAUGCUCUUGUAAUGUCAGAACUUGUUGACAAAGACAGUUCUGUGCAUUUGGAGAGCCAAUCAUGGAUGGCUAAAUACUAUGAAGUCUUUGUUCUGGAGCUUCAAUCAUCAGGCUGGAAAACGGAACGUCUUUUGUCACCCUCAGUUGUUUGGAAGGCAAAUUGGUUCUCGAGGUCUGAGAAACUAGACUAGGGAACUUGUAACAUGCUAAGCUCAGUUUUAUUUCAGUGAAUUGAGUCUGAGAGAUUAUUUAUUUGGAAGAUAAGCUAUUUUUGAGUUAAGAUCUAGACUAAUCUCAAAAAUGGUGAUAACUUAGUGGUGCAAAGCAUUUAAAUGUAUUAUUUUACCUUUCAGAAACUUUCGAUUUUUUGAAAUGCAUGGUCUCGGAACAUUGUGGGCAGUUUUAAACCAUUUUGGAAAAAUAUUGUAACUGUAAACAAUUCAUUUGUUUCCAUUGACAAGUGAUUAAUAACUAAAUUAAUUCAUAUUCAA